Mercenaria mercenaria is the source of this 2883-nucleotide messenger RNA. RefSeq lists its product as uncharacterized. Bases 746 to 2524 code for a protein of 592 amino acids. The record is from RefSeq and is a predicted model, not a curated record. The transcript has 12 exons. Lineage: Eukaryota; Metazoa; Mollusca; Bivalvia; Venerida; Veneridae.
AGCUACCUUUUCAAAAACGUAUACAAAGUGAAACGUAUAUUUUGGAUGAAUGAUAUUGGGUACAUUUAAGAUACAACCAUCUUGAUACGGAAGAUAUAUGAAGUAACCCGUAAAAGUUUUAGGAAUGUGAUAUGAUAGUUUUGAACGUAGAUUUAAAGGAAGUAAAUAAAAUGACAUAGCUGAAAAACGGAAAAUUGUAAUUAAAACUUAAAACUUCGUUUUAUUAUUUCUGUGGAUAAACAAUUUUAUCUAACGCUGGCACAUCAUAGUACAUUGCUCUGUUUAAAAGUCAAUUGAUAAGAAAUGUCAUAGUGUUUGAAUUCAUCAAGAAAAUCAUGAAGCAGACUCCAUUCUUAAAGAAUUUAAAUAGUUUAGGAAGAACUGGAUAAAGAUAUCCACAUUGCUUGGAGAUACUGAACUAGAAUUAGACUGCAACGGUUUCUCUUGUUUGAAUGAAUGGAUGAACUUAAACAUCAGAUCAAAUAUUUAACAUUUGCCAAAAGCUCCUGGUAAGCCAGCCACAUAUACACUGAUACAGAUGAUACCUGACGUAAGCAUUAUGUUCGGUGUUGAAUAAUGUGACAUUCAAUAUUUACAAGUUUAAGCUCCAUUACCAGUUGUUUCCAAACAAACGGGAUUUAUCACAGCGAAUACAAUGUGUGUUAAUUAGCAAAUAGUUGUCAAAAAUAUAAAAGUUUGAAUAUUACGCAAUAUAUUUUCCUCGAGACUGAAGACAUUAUACAGAAUGAUGAAAUACUCACUAAGAUCAAAAAUGCAAGUCAGUCUAGUAGUUUUAUAUAUUGGAGAGAUAAUGUUUCCACCGGUUUAUGGAGGAUUACAGGCAAAUUGUACGCAAACGAUUAGAACCGGACACGACUUUCAAGUGAAAGUUGUAUUACCUACAUAUAUAAACGCUUCUGAAUUCCGCGAUCCACCAUUUAAUUUUACUGGCAUGACUCUUGAACUUUGUCCAAACAACGUCACUUUAAAAAUUAGCUGGAGCAUGGACAAGACUUCGGGCACAGAAAUGAAAUUAUGCUUUAGGAUAAAAUCAGAUUUAAAUGGUAAAUUCCUACAUACAGAAUGUGUAGAGUUGAAUAUGAACUAUUCAAAGCAUCCAAUAGUAAUGACAUGCUGGUUUCCUAUGGACUAUGUAUCAUACAUGCCAAUAAUUGAUGCAAUGGCGACAUUAAGGGAAAAUGCAGAAAGAUCUUAUUUCUACGGGGAACUCAACACACGUGACAUAGAUCCCACUCGCAGCUGUGAAGAUAUGUGUGAAGUUUCUGAGAUGAUCAUUUCGCCAGUGAAUUUCUGCAAUCAUACAGCAUCGGUCGUAUUUAACGAGAAUAUAACUAUACAUGCUUUGUCCUUCGAUGCAAGCGACUCGUGCAAAGAUUCUCCCAUACAUAUCACUGGAAUGGUUGGUUUGUUCAAAACAACAAAGAAGUUCGAAUUCACAUUGACUUGUACAUAUGACGGUAUUGGACAUGUAAAAGUGUUAUACAGUAUUAAUGGUAAAUACUGUUUGAAGUACCAACCUGUUACAGUGAUUUGUGUGUCCCAAAAGAAAGUAACGGAUUCAAAAACACUUGAACCCGAGGUUGACGACUUCAAGACAUUUGUGAUCUUUGGUCUUGUUUGUAUGAUUGUGAUAACAGCCAUCUUUGUGGUCACCAUUUUAGUUGCACAGUGGCUAAGACAAUGUUUCAAAGAUCGUCGACGAUACAGCGGAAGAGAUGUUAAUAUUUGUACUGACGAGGGAAUGCCAUUCAAAGUGAACAGUUUUCAACAAAAAGGAAAUGACACGCCAAGUACCGGCACUCUCAUUACCCCUGUUGAUCAAGUUAUAAAGCGAGAGUACCGAAAACACGUGGACUCUAUAUCUUCUUCCGAUGUGCAGUUCGCAAAUAUUGCACGUUCUUUGCGAGGACAAACUGCUCGGAAACUACACAGAUCGAUAACGAUGGCAUUACUCGAGAAUAUGGAAUCAUUUGAUAGGAAGAAAAUUUUGUUUCUGCCGACUCCUUUUGACACUUUUAGUCGUGAUGCUACGAAUUUAUUGAAAACGGUUUUCACUCUUGAAUUAAGCAUUCCAACUCAGUGCUGUUUCGAUCGAGAUGUUAAUAAGCGGUACAGGACUGGAGACAGAUAUAAGUGGAUAGAAUCAAUUCUUGGGGAUUUUGACAGAAUUGUUAUAUUCCUAUGUUUUACUAAAAUUCGCGGGCAAACCGGUGACUCCGCGGUCGAAGGUUUAUUGGAUCAUCUUCCUUUAUCCAAGGUCAGACCACAUUGCAAAGUAGCAUUUCUCCAUAUUACAGACAGCUCUGAAAGUUUGGAGAAAAAUCAUCAUGGUGAUUGUUUUCAUUUAAGUGAUAAAAACUCUUAUGAAGUUUUUGUUGGUGCGGUAUUAAAGUACUGUGGAAGAAAUCCAUUGGCAGAACAAGAUCUUAUGGCUAGACUGACAAACUGUAAAGCCUCGAGACACUUCCUUCGUUUCAUAGGGAAAGACAAGAAGCAUCAUUAAAGGACAGACAAGUUUAUGGACGAACCUGGAUUUCACAAAAGAUCUCCCGCUUGUACUACACGUAUCGCUUCUGUCGUAUGCAAACUAGACAAAUACUUGGCAUGUUACAGAUACAUCUCUGUUACAAUCUUCGUCUGUUUUAACAUUUCAGAGAACGAGUAAUACUGUUUAUUACAUACCUAUAUAAAUUCUGUAAAAAAUCUGCUUGUAUUUCACAAUUAAAUAUGAACAGACAGACAAAAGUUCCGUAUUGUACCUUUUAAAUUCCGUAUUGUACUUUCCGUAUUGUAUGCUGCCGGACUAUUUUCAUUAAUAUGCAUGACCCGACACAUUUCUAUAAAAAGCGCACAUAAAAACUU